UAACUGAUAUCUAAAUUGGAUUCAAAUAAUGCAUGUGUCGACUGCAGGGAGACCGGGAGCAUUGGAAGAGAAUCUACCAAGAAAAACAUGAGUUUUAUAUAAAAUUGUGUUGUUUAUAUCAGUAAUUCGUGGUUUGAUCGCACGCUUGAGUGAUAAGAGAUGGCGAAAUUAACCAAGAGAUAAAAGAUAGUAUAUCACGACGGUAUUGAUUUUCUGCCAUUACGGUGUAUCUCUUUAUGCAAAUGUCUUUUUAUGAUGAUGAAUUUAUCUUAAAUACAUCGAGAAAAAGUAUGACUAAAAAAAGGAACCAAAUCGAAAGAAAUGCUAACCAAUCAUAUUAUUACACUUUGUCGAGAGGGAAAUGGUAAUAAGGGAAUUGCAAGAUUAAAUCUUGAAAAAAAAAAAGAAAAAAUAUCAAACUCCUGAGAAAUACUUACCAAUCAUAUCUACUUGUCCCAUCAAUUGUAAAAUUUGUGAUUUAGAAAAAUUCACUGAUAAAUAUACCGUGCACUCAUAAGAUGCUUCAUAUUAGCAAAGCAAAUAUUUAAUUAAUUCUCGAUUGUCAGAAUCAUAGUAUCUUCCAUUCACUGUAACUCAUUGCGGGAGGAAUACUUUCGCUGAUGAAGCAUUAGAAUCCUUUGAGAUUGUAAAAAAAAAAAUCACUUACACUCUGUGCAACUAAUUCCAUUAGCGUAGGCUGAAAUACUAACUACAUAGAGUUUUUAAUGGACGGGCGACUCCAGCCAUCAAUUAAAUAUAUAUUUUUCUACCCUCUGCUUCGUUUCCAAUACAAUAUUUCUGGUUGCGUUUAUUUUUGUUCAGCAGGAGCUAAGUACUAUUCAUCUAAAAUACAGUUGUUCAAAAGCUCGUGAAAUAACUCGUGUUUUGUUUGCUUUGAAGUGGGUGUAAGGUCUGCAGAUCUCUUCAAUCAGUCAAUCGACACCUGUCUUCCUACCAGAAACUUAUAAAAUUUGAAUUUCUAAUAACCUUGUCCUUAUUGUCUGCGCUCAGUUGCCUGGCAACGAUGGUUUCAAGAAAAAUGAAGGUCUAUAAGGAAGAGCGACCAUUACUGCGACUGAACUACACUCGAAAAUGGCAAUAUUGAACUGGUAGGCCACGAUCAGUGAAAAUUCACAACAGACACGACAACGGCGGAAUAUUAGUUCUGUGAUUAGUAUUUCAUGAGCAGACUAAAUCUUAUGUCCUGUUAUGGAUGGAGAAGCCGAAUGCCUUGCUGUGACCCUUAUACUAUCUUUAUUAUCAGUAUUGAUCGUUGUUGGUCAUACUUUGAUGCUGAUUGUAUUGUGGAAAGAUCCUUUCAAGCGCUUUCGAACUGCAGCCACACUUUUCGUUUUUGGAAUGGUUUUGGCCAAUUUUCUGAGUGGUUUAUGCGCAGGCCCUCUGCUAAUUCUUCGGAUCAGUCUUAGUUAUACGAUUUUGAACCUCUCAGGCUUCGAAACAUUGUCUAACGCCGCUAGCUUCCUCCUGUAUUGGACCACAAGCGUGUCUUACUUGUCGAUGCUUGGCUUAUCACUGUGUCAGUACGUUGGCGUAAAAAUGCCGCACAAACAGCAAGGGUUGGUCACCAGAAAGACCACAGCAACUUCUCUUGUAAUCAUUGUGUGCAUCUCCUUGUUAGUACCUUCCCUGCUUUUUCUGGGAGUCUCCCCCUCAUUAGUCGAAAAGCUACAGCUGCACUUAGCAUUUCAACUCAGCAACGUUCUUCUCUGUGUAGUAUAUGCGACACUCGGGAAGGAGUAUCUGCGGCAGGUGAAACGCGCUAUGGAUAACAUUAAAUCCACUGCAAGCUGUGUUCGUGUCAGAGACAGACAUUUCACCAGGGCCAACCUGCUGUUGCUAGCGUCAGUUACAGUUCUCAGUGUACCAAUAAUGAUAGCAUGGCAUAUUUCAAUGUACGGACAGAAAAUAUUUUCCUCAGAGGCGGGUUUGCGAAUUUCGCAGUCUAUUACAAUCACCAUAUUUUUCUUGAAGAUCGCCCUUGAUCCCCUAAUCUACAGCCUGCGGCUACCGAUUUAUCGUAGAUCAUUUAAACGCCUCUUCAAGUUUAGACGGCAUCAAGUCGACAACGCGGCAUGAGUCAACACGCAAUGUAUGCACCGCGAGGCCGGUAUUUGUCCAGUUCCGAUAGCUACGGCUGUAAAAUUUACGCCAAUUAUUGCUAUCUCUUUUUGUACAUAAAAUGCUGUUAGUAUCGACCGAAUUUUCCCACUUUUUUUCUUUUAUUUAAGUUUUUCAGUGAAAAUAAAUCAUAUCUGACUGGAACUGAUAAGCGAGGUGAAUCCAGUCUGAGAUACGCUUUCUUGUAAUCUGAGCUCUAGUUUCGUUCUGCGAAAAUCGAAAAAAUUAAAGCUUGGUACAUCAAACGAAGAUUUUGUUUUGGUUUACUUAGAACGUAAAAUAUUUGAACACUAAUAGACACGAUGAUUAAUUGUAGCAUUGGAAAAGGCUAUCCCUGCCAAACUAACGUCUUUUUCGCAAUUAUCUCACUAUGAUGGAUUUAAACUAAUGGAUCGUAUGUCUAAUGGCAAGGACUCGAAUCAAACUCUAAAUGAAUUUUACUAUUUGGACUGCACGUAAAAGACAUUAAAGCGGCGAUGUUUUCAAAAGAAACCACUUCAAUUCAAGAACUGGCUAAGUGAGCUUUCUUCUGUUCUCUUUUUACUUUUUUGGUAUGUCGAGGACCAAUUUUCCCU
Molecule: messenger RNA, 2714 nt
Organism: Orbicella faveolata
Lineage: Eukaryota; Metazoa; Cnidaria; Anthozoa; Scleractinia; Merulinidae
Biological process (GO): G protein-coupled receptor signaling pathway
Cellular component (GO): plasma membrane
Molecular function (GO): G protein-coupled receptor activity
Source: RefSeq, a predicted model, not a curated record